UUUUUAUUUUUCGAGUAAAUGGUCACUCUAAUCCGCAAACUGUUGGAUAAAAGCGCCGGAAACAAAUUAACCAAACACUAUGCGAGUCCGGUGGCCAGGGACAGUGUCCCUGGCGUUUCUACUGCUGCUCCUAAUCCUCUUCCAGCUAACGGCCGCCUACCGCAACAAGUCUACCGUCCUAACGAGGAAAAUCCACCGUCGCCGGGAUGCUACCUGUUCGAGGCACUUGAUCCAGGAGCUUCUGCCGCUGCCUGACACCUGUCCGCCGGCAGUACUUCGUCUACGAGGCGUCGUUUACAUCCUGUACGACGUGAAUCUCUCCGAGGGCUUCAAUCUCCGACGUGACGUAUACAUUCGCAUGGCAGUUUUCGUGCGGCGCCUACGGCACAAGGAACGCUUCCGAAACGUGCGCCUAGUACUGCCCCCCUGGCCUCGACUUUAUCACUGGAACUCACAGGGCCUGCGGCAGAGCAAUCUGCCCUGGAGCCACUUCUUUGAUGUAGAGAGUCUUCGCCGCUAUGCCCCGGUUCUGGACUAUGAGGAGUUUUUGGCCGAGCAGCGCCUGUUUGGCAGCCCAGGCGCUCCCUUGGUGCACGUAGCACACGCAUUCCGCCUGCAGCAUUUCGACCAUAUGCUUGAGCAAGGAAUAUUUAGGGACAAGUUUGAACGUAUUACGGAUGCGCCAUGCAACGAGAGAUCCCUUUCCGGCGGACCCAUUCUCCAGCAACCGGAGUUGCGGGUAGAGCGUUUCCAUUGCGUCCGCUUCCAGGGCAGCGCCGGGCUGUUAGAGAAACUGCUCCGUGAGGCUAUUGCUGAGGACACAAGCGGACCCGAUGAUGCGGACGACAUGCGUACCUAUGCUGUGCUCUCGGCCGAGACAGUGCUCCACGACCACUGGGGCGACGAACACUUCUGGCUGGCUCGUCGUUCAAUGCGUUUUUCUCGGCGCCUCAGCACUGUUGCUGCCGAAUUCAGGAAACAGACUCUAACCACUAAGGAUGAGGAUACCGGAGUGCAGCGACCGGCCAUGUGGGAGCUGGAACGCCCAAAGCGAAAUGCCCGUGGCGGGGACUACCUUUGCGCCCAUCUGAGACGCGGCGAUUUUGUGCGGUCCCGAGAAGGGACCACUCCCACACUAAAAUCGGCUGCCCAACAGGCAAAGCAACUAAUGAGGGGCUUUAACCUCACCACCGUGUUCAUGGCCACCGAUGCUACUCCAUAUGAGCUGAUGGAGCUGAAGGAACUGUUCUACCGUUUCCGUUUCGUCCAUUUUACGCCGGAAUCAGAUGCCCAGCGGCGGGAGUUGAAGGACGGAGGUGUGGCCGUGGUGGACCAGCUAGUGUGUGCAUAUGCCCGGUACUUUGUGGGCACAUAUGAGAGCACAUUCACGUACCGUAUCUACGAAGAGCGGGAGAUUCUCGGGUUUCCGCAGUCGAGUACCUUCAACACCUUUUGCAGGGCGCUAGGAGGCGCCUGCUCCAGAAAUUCGGUUUGGCCUAUUGUUUGGGAUGAUGGCAGCGAGAUUGACUAUGAGGAGGAUGAUGAUUUGUACUGAAUUCUCGCUGUGUUAUCAAAUAUUGUACUAAGAAUCCGAUAGCUAUGGAGACUAUCUUCUCCAUCCUGCUAAGAUUACUCGAAUCCUAGUUGUAAGUUCACGUUUAUCAAAACUGCAACAAAUAUUCCAAACAACCUGCGAUUAUGUACCAAAAAAUAAAUCAAUAAUCUUUA
Molecule: messenger RNA, 1728 nt
Organism: Drosophila bipectinata
Lineage: Eukaryota; Metazoa; Arthropoda; Insecta; Diptera; Drosophilidae
Gene: O-fut2
Product: O-fucosyltransferase 2
Biological process (GO): protein O-linked glycosylation via fucose
Molecular function (GO): peptide-O-fucosyltransferase activity
Source: RefSeq, a predicted model, not a curated record